Molecule: messenger RNA, 2244 nt
Organism: Trifolium pratense (red clover)
Lineage: Eukaryota; Viridiplantae; Streptophyta; Magnoliopsida; Fabales; Fabaceae
Product: apoptosis inhibitor 5-like protein API5
Exons: 16
Coding region: 222-1943 (573 amino acids)
Biological process (GO): regulation of programmed cell death
Cellular component (GO): nucleus
Molecular function (GO): mRNA binding
Source: RefSeq, a predicted model, not a curated record
UACAUCAUUGAAUCCUAGCUCAACUAAACACUCUCUCUCUCUCUCUCUCUCUCUCUCUCUCUCUCUCUUAGGUAACCCUCUCCUCAAAAUCAAACGAGAAACCCUUGUAUUGUUCAAUUCAGGUCAGUAGUUACUCUUUCUUCUUCUUCUUCUUCCUUCAAAUCAAAAACACUAUACUCUCUAUUUUGAACUUCCGAAUCGCAAUUCCAGAACUUUCUCCAAUGACUGACCCUUCCGAAGAAGCUACCAUUGAGAAGCUAUACCAAUACGGCGAGCAACUCAACAGCGCCAAAGACAAAUCUCAGAACGUGAAGGAUUAUCAAGGAAUCAUAGCUGUAGCCAAAACCAGUGUCAAGGCUAAACAACUCUCUGCACAGCUCAUUCCUAAGUUCUUCAAAUUUUUUCCUGAACAAGCUGGUGCCGCACUCGAAACUCAUCUUGAUUUGGUUGAAGCUGAUGAACUUGGGGUUCGGGUGCAAGCGAUAAGAGGACUGCCUCUUUUCUGCAAGGAUACACCGGAGAAUAUUGGAAAAAUGGUAGAUAUUCUUGUGCAACUUCUUGGGACUGAGGAAUUUGUGGAGCGUGAUGCUGUGCACAAGGCUCUUAUGUCUCUGCUGAGGCAGGAUGUGAAAGCUUCUUUGACAUCUUUGUUUAAGCACAUUAGAGGUGUUGAAGAGCCAAGCACAGAGCCAAGCACGGAUGAUGUUAUUCGUGAAAAGGUUAUAAACUUUGUUAGAGAUAAGGUUUUCCCUAUUAAAGCUGAACUGUUAAAGCCCCAAGAGGAAAUGGAAAGACACAUAACCGAUUUAAUUAAAACGAGUUUAGACGAUGUAACUGGUGUAGAAUUUAGAAUGUUUAUGGAUUUCCUGAAGAGUUUGAGCCUAUUUGGAGAAAAGUGUCCUCAUGAGCGGAUAAAAGAGCUGAUUGGAGUCGUUGAAGAACAAGCUGAAUUAGAAUUAGAAUUCAAAGUUGCAGAUGCAGAUCAUAAUGAUAGGUUGAUAUCAUGCCUUCACAUGGCACUACCAAUUGUUGUGAGGGGUGCAUCCAGCAGCAAUUUUAUGAACUUCAUAAACAAAAAGAUAAUACCUGUUUUUGACCAGCUACCGGGAGAACGAAAAGUAGAUUUGCUCAGAAGCCUUGCAGAGUUUUCACCUUUCACAACACCACAAGAUUCACGGCAAAUGCUUCCUUCUAUUGUUCAGUUGCUGAAGAAAUACAUGACAUGGAAGAAGACUGGAGAAGAGAUGAACUUUACAUACGUUGAGUGCUUGUUGUACACAUUUCAUCACCUAGCUCACAAGGUUCCUAAUGCCACAAAUAGUUUAUGUGGUUACAAAAUUGUUACUGGCCAGCCAUCUGAUAGGCUUGGAGAAGACUUUUCAGAGCAAUAUAAUGAUUUUACUGAGAGGUUGAAAAACGUUGAGGAGUUCACCCGGGCUACAAUCAAGAAAUUAACUCAAGGAAUGUCUGAAAACAACAAAUCUUUGGCAGAUGCUAAAACUGAUGAAGAAAAGGAAAAAAUUAAAACGAAGAAACAGAAUGCUACAACUGGGUUGCGUACGUGCAAUAAUAUUUUGACGAUGACAAAGCCAUUGCACGCUAAAGCACCUUCUUUUAUUGGAGACAAGAGAAUCAACCUUUCUUGGAAAGAAGCAACCAAAACUGCAUCAACUACCACACCAGCUGUUGGAGCAAAACGGCCUGCUACUGCCGGCAAUGGGUCUAACAAUAUUGCAUUAAAGAAGGGUCGAGGUUCUGGUGCUAUGCAAAAUCAACUUGUCAAUAGAGCAAUAGGCGGCUUAUCUGGUGCAGGAAGAGGCGGAGUAUCUGGUGGAGGGAGAGGCAGAGUAUCUGGUGGAGGGAGAGGUGGAACAAGGGGCCGAGGCUGGGGUGGCCGCGGAGGUAGAGGAAGUGGAAGAGGUAGAGGUAGAGGGUAUUGGUGAUUCUGUUGCAGUUCUGAUAUAGAUAACAGAAUUUCACCGAGACUGUACCAGAAUACAAAUAGGACUUGUUGAUGUACUAAAAUUCUUUGGCAGAGGAAGUUUUGAUUAUAGAGGAUGCUGACAUUUUUCAUUAAGUUGUACUUUCUCCAAAGCUUGUUUCUGUAGAAUGGAGUUAUUAAUUAUUUUCCUAUUCCUUUGAUGCAAGUGGGAAACAUUUGACUGAACAUUUUAUGCCCCUUGGUUAUGUAUGCAUGUAAUUUAUUGACAAGUAAAUUUAUAUGAAGGCCAUUUCUGAUUUGUA